AACUGGUUCUGUUUUUCAGAAAUUGUUUGUUUCUAGGUAGUUUAGACUAAUACAUUUAAAAAGUUCUAUGAAUCUAUAAAAUGAAAAUUGACCGAAACAAACUCAAAAAAUGCACUACAGAAGUGCCUGCUGACUGCAGAGUUUUAAUUGACAAGUUAAAAACCUGUAGCGAUGAAGAGUUGGUGACUAUAUUGGAAUCAACGACUGCAUGGACUGUAGGAAAAUGUGAACUCUACCAUUGGGUGGAUGUAUUGGACAGAUUCGAUGGAAUAUUAUCCGCUGCAGCAUAUACGGGGGAGUCUGAGUGGCUCUUGACAGUGAACACAGAUGAACAUCUACAGGAACUUGCCCUUGCCGUGCUCCAUUUUACUUCCCUGCUCAUCGAAUACAGUUUUUCAAGACAUUUGUACAACUCUGUGGAGCAUCUCAUCUCUCUCCUCUCCUCUUCCAACCUGGACAUGAUCCUCUCUGUCCUCAACCUCCUCUAUGUGUUUAGCAAGCGAUCCAACUUCUUGUCUCGUCUCGCCGACAAGCAGAGGCUCCCGUUACUGAAACGCCUUGGUUAUCUUGCAGAGAACUGGGGUGGAAAGGAAAAUGGUUUCGGUCUUGCAGAGUCAUGCCUUGAUUCCCCAGUUUCGACUUUUCCAUCAAAUGCUACUACCUUACAUUAUGAAUUUUAUGCCGACACCAAAACUGUCACUGAAUCUCAACACACAGCAAAAAAGCAAGCCAACAACAUGUAUUGCAUCCAUGUAGAAAAUGUUCACCAGAUGAGCUCGAGCCCAGCUGAAAUCAUGGAGUCAUUGAUUAAGAUGUAUCCAGUACCUAAUGAUUCAAAAAUGCUCCUCUACACGCAUCUACGUUUAGCGCAUAGUUUUUCUCAACACAAAACUCGACUGAAAUGUGUUCAAGCUCGUCUGCAUGCUAUCUCAGUACUUGUAUAUACAAACAGUGUCUCCGAAAACAUUGGCAGCAUUUUAUAUUCGGGUUUCACAGAAGAACUGGUAGAUCUCUUGCAAGUUAAAGACAACACACUUGUGGAUAUUAAAGCAGCUGCUUUACGAACACUAACCUCCAUUGUACAUCUGGACUGCCGCGAUCGAACGCCACGGCUCGGUGCCAUAGUGGACGUGACCGGCGUGUCUCAAUACCACGGCUUCCUCCCUGUACUUGUACGUAGAUGCAUUGACAGCAUGACAAGCACAAAGAAGACAAAAGAAGAGAAUCCUGAAUUUCCGCAUAGCUUUGCCACAGCCUUAUUCUCAUUCCUCUACCAUCUAUCAAGCUAUGAAAGUGGCGGAGAAGCCCUGGUACAAAGUGGUAUGAUGGGCCCACUUUUAUCUGUUGUUACUAACAUGGGAGACCAACAAGAACAAACUACAUUUGUCACUCGUGCUGUGAGAGUUAUAGACCUUAUCACAAACAUCGACUGGCAAGCUUUUCAAGCCAUCAACGGUCUACAAGUCUUUAUUGACCGUCUGGAGCAUGAGGUCGCCAUCUGCAAGAAAGAUGCGCCAAUGGCUUGUGAUACGAUCCCGGGAGCGGCUGAAUCACCAAGUGAUGAUGUGAUGGAGAUUGAUGGUGUAAAAGAAGAGCCAUCUACAAGCACUGAAAUGGAGACAGAGGAAUCAGAUAAACCUAAAGAGGAUUUUAAACCAGGUGCCCAGUGUUUACCCCAGAGAGCUGCUCUCUUCAAGUCAGUUCUCAACUUCUUAAAAAAAGCAAUAUCCGACCAAGCUUUUGGUGGACAAGUUCGUCAUAUGAUGGAUGGUACACUACCAAACUCACUUAAGCAUAUUAUUGGGAAUGUGGAGUACUAUGGUCCUGCUUUGUUUCUGUUAGCAAUGGAAGUUGUUACCGUGUACGUCUUCCAGGAGCCUUCACUUCUAUCCUCGUUACAAGAUAACAGGUUGACGCACGUCAUGCUUCAUGCAUUGCUUGUUAAGGAUCCACCUGCCACUCGGGAAGUAUUAGCAUCAUUGCCCAAUAUAUUCAGUGCUCUCUGCAUUAAUACACGGGGCCUGGAAGCGUUUGUUAACUGCAAUCCAUUCGACCGACUUUUCCAUGUCAUGUUAAGUCCAGACUACCUACUUGCUAUGAGGAGAAGAAGAAGUUCUGACCCCCUUGGUGAUACAGCAUCUAAUCUCGGCCAUGCAAUGGAUGAACUGAUGCGUCAGCAACCAUCACUUAGGGGUGCGACUAUAAAAGCUAUUCUGCAGCUGCUUUGUGAACUUAAGUGUCUCGGAAAUGACCCGAACAUUAUCUGUUCAAGGGCAACAAGUAGCAAGAACGAAGGUGGUGGAAGUAAUGCUGAAGGGACAAAUGCUUCAAGCAAUGCUCCUGGUGAGAAUGGAUCACAAGCUGAUGAAAGUACAGCACAGGAUGAUGCAGGAAGUGAAGACGAAGUGGAAGAAGUUGAAGAGGUGGCCUCGACAUCCAAGCAAUCCUCAUCCAGUGUUCAAAUGUUAACAGCAGCGGGCGGCGCCAAGAAGAACGUACCACUACUCGAUUACAUUCAAAAUGUGACAAAGUUUAUUCAAGCUAUAGUAAGCAACAACACAGGGGACCAUUGCACAAAGUUUAACGAAACUGGAGGUAUUGCAAUCCUUCUUCAUCUUUUGCGACUUCCAUCUUUACCCCUUGACUUCCCCACCUCUGCAGCUUGUCAGUCGAUCACCAAUCUUACACAGACAGUAUUUAUUUUAUUGCGAGCGCCCACAGUAGUUGGAGAGAGCUUAGCUCAUGUACUAGAUAUACUGAAGAAUGAAUUGCAACCUUUAUUCCUUACUACACCUGGUGAAACAAGGACACGCCCCGCCAGCGUUCUUCUACAUGAGCUUACUCAGCAACAAAGUGCUGACGCGGCGGAAAAUGAAGGCAGCUCAUUGGUUAAGAGCCUCGUUCAUCUACACGCCUUCGUCACGCUUUUCUUAACUCUGCCACGUGCCAACCAGAAUGAAAUUCGAACCAUCAUUGUAAACCAAUGGGGCAGUCGAAUGGGCAUAACAGCACUGGAAGGGUUGAAUAAGCUCUACAGGAGUCUAAUAUGGGAGAGCACAGUUCUUUUGGCACUUUGUACACCGGGAGCUAUUCCAGAAGAUUCUGAGUUUGGCGAGAAGGAAUUAGAAAACCUCCUGUCCUCUGCCGAACAGGGCACUAGCAAGACGGACAGUACCGAGGCCUCAGUGGGCAUGGAAAUGGAAGGAAAUGAAAUUAAGUCGGCCGGCUCAAAACACAAAAUGAGCCCAGCGUUUUCUGCACGCAUCAAAUGCAUCAAACCUGUGCUAACUGUGGCAUCCAAGCUGGGCAGAUCGCUUGCAGAGCUGUUUGGGCUGCUGGUGAAGCUAGCUGUUGGCAAACCAAUUCGACAACGCUACGGCAGACACAUGGCGGUUGCACAUGCUCAGAACGUAGCACCAAGUCGGCCGGCACGAAAGCUUGCUUAUUCGCUCAGCACUCUCCUUCUUGAUGGCCUUUCCUGGAGAGCACCACCGAACGUGCCUUCUUCUAAAUUGAGAACAACAUUCCUAAUAUGCACUGUUGGCUUCACAAUACCUAUGUUGUUCGACGAGAAGAAGAUGCCGUAUCAUCUCAUGCUACAGUACUUCGCUGGCACUGGCUCACUUGACGCCUUAUUCAACUGCUUUAAGUGGGCUUUGUCUUCGCAAUUGGAUGAGGAUAACAGCGCAGAGGUUUCCUCACAGUCCAACGAACUUCCUGGCAGUGUAGACGACUUUCUAGAAGCUUGGUUGAUGUUGUUAGAAAGGCUUGUAAACCCCCGGAACAUUCUGAACUCCCCGUAUGUGAUCCAUGACAAGCCAGCAGCCACAACACCAACAGAUGAACUUGCACCUAUAGUGGCGCCGUUCAGUGCUGUGAAAUUCCUUAUCAAAACACAAAAGGCUGCUCUUGAAGCAUUACAGCACCUCUGGUGCAGCAGGAGGCUGUCAAAGUUAUCGAGUCGAAUUUGUGACUCGGUAAUUCUGAUUCUCUGUCAUUUGAUCCGCGGCGAACAGAUUGCACGUGACAAACUUAACGAAGAGAGGGAAGAGCGAGAAAAAAAGGCAAAAGCAAACCCACCUACAGCGCAAGAAGGAUCUGCAGCAGAAUACUAUUAUGAUGCUCCGUUGGCGAACCGUUCAACAAGUACCUCAGUAUUUUCCUCAUCUCCAAGAACCAACCAAGCCACAGGUACAAGCAGCAGGGCAUCUGCCAUACCCACCACUCGCUCCACACGACCACCAAAUCUAUCUGUCGUCCAUCAACUUGUCGACAUGGGUUUUGCGCGAGAACAAGUCUUACAAGCUCUCAUGCACGCUAGCACGUUGGAGGCUGCCACCGAGUGGCUGCUCACGCAUUCCUCCGAGGACGAUCAGCUCCUUAGAGCGAUCUCAAUGUCUCUGGAAGGCACUCCUGCUGCUGCUGCAUCCGAAGAGCCGGAAACUGAUGCGGAAGAAGAAGUCCGAGAUCAGGAGGGGGCACAGCUAGAGGAAGACCUAAGAGCUGCAGCAAGAUCUUCUGUAGCUGAGCCUGAGAAAAAUGAGAGUUCAGAACCUGAUCCCUCACAAGAGGAGGACAAGAAAAAAAAGGAGGAGGAAGAGCAAAUGAAAGUAGAAGAUGAAAAAGAGAUGAAAAUGCUUAGUCAGGAUGAUGAAGAACCAAUGUCAGCAAGCGAUAUUGAUGAUUUUGCUGCCAGCAUUUUUGAAAGGGGGUUAGAACUAGUCAACCAUCUACCAGAUACUGUGUACCGUGUGUGUGACGUCAUUGUUGUCCUGAUGAAAAGAGCCGGAAAAAACUGGUCCGAUGGAGUUUUUAAUAAACUAGUCGUGCAGAUCAAAGAAAAAUGCCAAAAACUGACGGAUGAUUACAAGUCUAACGGAGACGGCGUCUGGCUCCAAGAUGACGAAUUCUCAGAUGGUUUAGCUGCCCAAGCACUUCUGUUUGCGCUCCUCUAUGAGGAAAUGAAAGAGCCAUGUACGCGCGUGGUUAGCCACAAUGACUUGAUACCAACUUUUGUAGCUCUCUUAUCUUGUGCCAGCACUUGGCUGCAAGACCAUAACGAUGUCUCUACUACACCCAAGUGGAUAUCUCCGGUCCUAUUACUAGUUGACCUAUACGAGCGUACAUGUAUAACUCUAGCAAGGAAAUCUGAGCUUCAACGGCGUUUUGAAGGCCACCGUCGUGAGUGGAAAUGGUUCGACGACCGUUCCGGACGCUGGUGUAGUUAUAGCGCCUCGAAUCAUAAAAGCAUUGAUGACGCAUAUGCUGCUAACUUACCAGGCAUAAGGUUCACUGCUGGCAGGCGAAGGUACACGAUUAAUUUCUUACAGCUCAUCCAGUUUAAUGAGGAAUCUGGCAACAGAAGACCGAUAAUGGCAACUUAUGUUAAAGACAGUUCUCUCACUGACAAAGAUUCAAAUAAAAAAUCCAAAUCUGAAGAAGAAACCAUGGAAACAGACAACAAUGGAAAAGCUGCAGAACCGGUUCCAACCAGCUCUGAGGAAAGUUUUUCCGGUUUUAUCCGGUUGAGUCCAGUGGAUGCAGACAAGCUGGUUCACUCAUGUACUGCCUUUGUAUGUCUGCCUGUAGAUGCCGAUACAUUACAUUCGUCUAUGAGAUUACUUUUAAGAUUAACUCGUAAUGGUAUAGAGGGCGGUCACCUACGUGCUCUAAUGUUCGCUGAACUUGGUGGCCCUGCAGCGCUUCUGAGACUUAAAUUUAAACACGGUUUUGUGGGAUUUGCCUCCCUUGCUACACUGCUGUUACGACAUAUACUAGAAGAGGAUGCUACAUUAAAAUACUCAAUGGAUAAGGUGGGUGUUACAAAACAAAGUUCUCAAAUUAUAGCUAAACAUUUUUCAGAAGAAACCAUGGAAACAGACAACAAUGGAAAAGCUGCAGAACCGGUUCCAACCAGCUCUGAGGAAAGUUUUUCCGGUUUUAUCCGGUUGAGUCCAGUGGAUGCAGACAAGCUGGUUCACUCAUGUACUGCCUUUGUAUGUCUGCCUGUAGAUGCCGAUACAUUACAUUCGUCUAUGAGAUUACUUUUAAGAUUAACUCGUAAUGGUAUAGAGGGCGGUCACCUACGUGCUCUAAUGUUCGCUGAACUUGGUGGCCCUGCAGCGCUUCUGAGACUUAAGUUUAAACACGGUUUUGUGGGAUUUGCCUCCCUUGCUACACUGCUGUUACGACAUAUACUAGAAGAGGAUGCUACAUUAAAAUACUCAAUGGAUAAGGCAAUCCAUGAUAUCACUGUAAGUGGGGCAGGAAACGCAAGUUGUGGCGUGACAUCCGGCAGCGUUGGUGCCAGGGAGCUUCACUAUGUGCUCAGAGCUCUUGCUCCGGCUGCCUGCCAACAUCCGGACCUGUUCUCGGAGGCAUGCAAGAAGAAUAUGAAGAUUGUUCUUCCUUCUCUUACCAGCAGAAACGUGGAAACAGAAGAAGACAACUUAGUGAGUUCUACAGGUGUUCAAAUCAUCAGCCAAUCAAAGAGAACCCAACAAGCUCAACCAUCCUUACAUUUACCACCUGUUGUGGUGGAAACAUUGAAAUUACUUCUAGAUGCUCUUGUUGCUACUGAUGAUUUUGGUUCUGAAGCAGGUGCAGAUCAAAGAAACUCCAGUACUUCAGUGAAGUUGGAUGCGAGUACUUCCACAUCUAAAGAUAAUGAAGAACUGAAUCUGCAUCAGAUUUUGCAAUCGGAGCAUUCUUUUGGGGAGAAGACACAAGUAAAAAGUGAGGAGGGUGCCAAAAAAUCUGACCAUGACCCAAAAGCCAGCAUGGAAGGCAAACCCCUGGUUACUAAGUCAGCCAUAUUAAGACUGCUUGCUGAGUUAGUGAAGUCGUACCCAUCAUGUGCCUACCUGCUUGCCAACCAUCAAUACAAAGCAAAUAUGACGCCUAUUGUCACUCAGGAUUGUUCUUGUCUGUCUUUCAUUCUUGACAACCUUCUGACCCCACGUACUGAAGAAGCCGUGGCACCGACGCCACCAAUAGGAGCCACGACUUCACAAGCCGUGCCACCAACCAACACAGCAGCUGAAGCCACAGGAAGCCAGGGAGAAUCAAAGCCUUCAAAUUGGGAUAAAGAUUGUCCUGCCCUGUCCCGUGUGCUUCUCGCUUGCUUGGCAGCUUGCCAACUCCAACACCCAUCAGGCACCUCCACCCUACCGGGUCACGACCCACAUGUGGCACUUGUGUCCGAACUUAAAUCGGCGAUAUCGCGCACCGUGCACACACCAGAGUCGCCCCAGAAGCACAAGAGGCUCAGAGCUUUGCUUGAAAUAGUAACCACGAUCAUCGAAUGCACGCGUACAAACCCACAACAGCCUCGUCGUACCCUGGCAAGAAACCAACUUCCUGAGCCUAACGUUGACCAGUCUCAAAGUGUGGUGCCGCGGCUCAUGGUACGGCGCGGCCUCACCACAGAUUUGGCGAAAAUUACGCAUUAUAUUGAUCUAGGCUCAUCUGAAAUGGCAGACACCGUGAACGCAGCAUUACGUCCUUUAGAGAUUCUCACCCGCUACACAAGUCUCUACAGCAACAAAGCACAACAAAGUGAAAACAAGAAGACAACAACAGAAGAAGAAACCUCACAAGCCAGAAGUGAGCAAGUGCAGGAUAGACAAGCAAGUGCAGAAAUUACUUCAAAUUCUCUUCAGGAAUGGUUAAAUAGUGGCAACAAUGAUGGCGAAUGUCACCUUUCAACGGUUGCCACUCUUCUAGCUGCAGAUGAUGAUAACAUGUCAGAUGAAUACAUGGACGUUUUAAACCCAGAUAAUGUCAGCCAAGAGUCAGAUCUUCAGUAUCUUGAUGCUUCGGAAAUGCAGCCUGGCCACAGACAGGAUGUCUUUAUGAGAGAGGAUGAAGAGGAGAUCGCAGCAUCCAGGAUCGAACAAGAUCAUGACGAAAAUGAUGGGGACACUGUAGCUGUGGACGAGGAUGAGAGAGUGGAGGAUGACAUUGCGGAUGACACCAUCAAUGGGGAUGAAUCAACCGACAGCGAGCAAGAUGAAGACGAUGACGACGACGACGAUGAUCAAGACGAUGAAAUAGAGGAUGAUGGUUCAGAAAUGGAUAACCAGGAAAUGGAUGAAGACGAGGUUAUUGAAGAAUUUGGGGAAGAUGUUGAUUAUGAAACAUUCGUGUACGACUUCAUGCAUGGUGAUCACCAAGAUAUGGAUCUUUUCAUUCAAAUGGAAGAUAUAUUUGGAAGCAUGCCUGGUGGUCGGUUACCAAACCAACUUAUACCCAUGCAUGAUGGCCCAGGUAGAAGAUUAACACUACCCCUUGUAGUACAUGAUGAUAACAGAGACAACAACAAUACUACACGUAGCAUUCCCCCUCCUCCUGGGAUGAUCGCUCUCUGCCAUCCUCUGUUAGUCCGGCACGCCAACCACGCCCAAAUCACUGACAGCGGUGGUCCAAUCUCCAUACCAAGACAGGGCUUCUCUCAGAGCUUUGCCAGCGUUGCGAGUGGUACACGUAAUGUGGCAGACGGCUGGACACACCAGGUGUCGCGUGCAGGCAACCUCUCCACUGCCCAACAACAACAGUUGAUAAACCAACAGGAGUCCAACCACACCAUACAUCUACAUUAUACUGGUGGCAGACAACCAAGGAAUGCACCGUUAGUGCUGCAGAGACUUCUUGGACCCACAGUUGCACAAGAUAUCUUACAAGUCUCAAAUUCAUUGUACACGGAAGGUGGUGGACGUGCCCAGCUUAUUGUCAACACAGAUGACGCAAACUACACCCCCACUGAUAUCAUUGACGUUAUUUUCCUGGAUAGUAUGUUUCAACAGCAAAGUGGGGUUAUGGCAAACCAUUCUGCUUCUCUCGUCCCUGAUAACGUGCCUUCUUCUCUUGCCCGUUGGGUGGAAGAAAGUUGUGUGCUUGACUCACAAAGUCUUUAUGAUUGCAUCACGGUCAUCAAGGAUGAGAUAGUGAAGCAUGUCCUCGAUGUGAGGGAUGAGGAGCUCUCGGAGCGCAAAGAGAAGAGAAAGAAAGAGAAAGAGGAGAAGCAAAAAGAAGAGGAGCAGAAAAAGAAAGAGCGAGAAGAGAAAGAGAAAGCAAAGAAACAAAAGAAAGAGGAGGUUGUUGAAAACACUCCUGCGGAACAAGUUACUACCAGUAGUUCACCAUCCAUAGCCACCCCAUCCAACACACCAGUUGCUACACGGCCUGACUCUCCUUCUGUAUCUUCAACAACUGAGAGAGCGCCAGCCAUCAAUGCACUGCAGCAAGCUAGCUCCUCGCUACUGGCAGUUAGUGGCCAGCUUGAAGGGUUAAGUUUUAGCCUCCAACAAGCCAUAGGAGCAAGUGAAGAUGUUCCAGCAACCGCUCGUUCUGCAUCUGAUGCUCAAGGCGAAACUGUUUCAAUGGUCGCAGAAGCUGCCCCUUUUUCAGCAGAUGGCGCUACAGAGCAGUUGGCCGUUCCUGCGUCUGACAGAGGCAUGGACAAUGCUUCACCACAGUCAGACGUUACAAUGGAAACAUAUGAAGCUGUUGCGCAAUCUGCUGCUAACGAGAUGGUUGUCUCAGAAGCUGAAGUGGUAACGACCACUACGGAAGAAGGAGCCACGGCUUCAAGUGCCACGGCACCAUCCCAGGUCAUGGAAGGUGUAGACCCUUCGUUUCUUGCCGCACUACCAGCUGAUAUAAGACAAGAGGUUAUAAGAGAGCAGCUCUCUCGAUCCAGUCAUCGGACCGUAGCAGCAUCUUCCACCACUGGACAACCCUCACACAGUGGAGUGAGUCCGGAGUUUCUCGCUGCUCUUCCUCCCAACAUUCAGGAGGAAGUCCUGGAGCAAGAAAGAAGAGAAAGAUCUCGUAACACUGCCCAGCAAGCUGCAGCUGGAGAAAAUCUUGAUCCGACGACUUUCAUCCAAACUCUUCCUCCCGAGCUCCGGCAGUCCGUCCUCUCAGACAUGGAUGAGUCUCUCGUCGCUGUGCUCUCGGAGGAGCUGGCAGCGGAGGCGCAAAGUUUACGAGAUGAUGUAGAUGAACGACAGAGAAGAUAUUUGCAGGAAAGGUUGCUCACUCACGGCGUGGGUUUACUUCGUCAAGGUGGUGUACGCAGUCGGUCUCGUCACAUCACAGAAGGCUUUGGUGGCUUCCAACGGCGGCCGGGCUACACCGAAUCAACCACAAGAACUGGCCAAACAUCAACCACAACGACCCCCCCUUUAGUUUGCCGUCAAAUACUUGACCACGAAUCACUCGCGUGUCUCUUACUGCUUCUCUUUGUGGAUGAGACGAAAUUAAACACUAACUGGUUACACAGGGUAUUACGCAAUCUCUGCUACCACGUGCCUUCUCGGGACUGGUUAGUAGCCACACUGAUGUCCAUACUACACCGAGCAAGUGAGCUGCAUUCUCCUAAACCAACCACUGAUUCUGAAAUGGAUGUCACACCUUCGCAGCCAACCAAGCUGCAGAAACAGAUGCCUAAGAAAUCCUCUAUAUCUAGUUCUGCAGACACAAGCUUCAGAAACACUUCUUGGAUGUCUAUUAAACUGGAGGCUGCAUUAGGAUCGAGGUCCAGUAUAUUCCAGGUUGAAGGAGGAUCUUCAAUCUCUCCUUCACCCGGAUCAAUGAAGAAGCAUGGAAGGGAUCAGGGAUCAGAAUCCUCCACUAAAAGAGUCCACAUCCAUCCUCAGGCAUCACCUGUGGUUUGCAGACACGCCAUUGAUGCUCUCAUUGUGCUUUCAAAAAUCUUUCCAAAUUAUUUCAUCACGCAACAGCCAUCCAAACCAAAAACAGUUCCAGACAAAAGCUCUAUGAUAGAAACCGACUUCUGGGACAUUUUACUCAGACUUGAUGCAAGCAGCGCACAUAAGAAGAAAGUUGCUGCAAGACACCAGCAUUUUAAUGAAGAUGAUCCUCAUGUUGCCGGUGACUCCGCCUCCGAGAAGAGCAACAUUGAUCUCAGCAUCACCUGGCUUGGAGUCCUGAUGCGGAUGCUCUCUCAGCCAGUAGUGAAGAGGAGUCAGCAACUUACAGAUAAGAUGUUGCGUCUCCUGGCUCAGAUCUCGCGCUACAUCACUUCGGAGCAGAGUCAGAAGGCAAAGAAAGAUACUCCCGCAUCCGGAACUGCUCCCAAUGCAUCCGUGAGCAAUACAGGAGCAACAACAUCAGCGGAGGUCCAGGUCACCUCCGCUGACCAAAAUGUUGUGGUUACUGACCAGAGUGAAACAUCGGGCACCUCUACUGCCACCAUGGGUGCACGUGCCGGCACAAGUAACACCAGCACAGUUGGUCGGAGCACUGCUGCUCCUCAGACGAGCACAACAUCUUCCUCUCGCUCCCAAGGAUCAAUCUCCACCAUCUCCGAGACCCCUGCAACAUCCGGAGCAAAGGAGGACACAGCUCUUCAGCUCGAAAAAGAGCUCUCUCUUACUGUAGGGGUCCUCACCACGCAUGCUUGCUCCGAAGAGGGUCUGGAAGAUGCCACAACUCUUCUCCUCCACCUCUCAAAAUCUGCUCCCGCUCUUCGUUUGUUGAUCAUUCGUCUAUCCCUGGAAGGUGCCCAAAAACUUGGCGGUCUUCUUGCAAGCCAAAUAAAGGAGCUCCUGGAUGAGAUAAUUGUUUAUAACCAACAACAACUGGCAAGUGGUGCUAUUCCCGCUGUCACUACAGCUCCAACAAAAGGAGUUAUUGUAAAUCGUUUUGAUUCCACGCUCACUGUCGUGUUAUCUGCCAAAGAUAAGUUUAAGAAGUUGGGAAGAGAACUACAACUCCCUUCUAUGCAAGCUCUAACUAGCAAGACUUCACACCAGGCAUUUUUCCUGAGAAUCUUGAAGGUGAUAAUUCAGUUACAACAAGCAUCAAAGGGUGGGGUGGUUCUGGGUUUAAAUAGCAAUCAGUCAAGGUUUGGAAACAAUCAAUUUCGCCGCUGGAGAACAGGGGGGUCCAUGUUAUCUGCUGUACAGAACACCGUCUCCCGUCUCGAACGAGAGGCUGAUGCCCUCAUGGACAUCAUAUCGCCUCCUCUUCCUCGAUACAGGAACCAAACUGCUCGAGCAUCCCAAUCCUCGAGCUCUGCAGCUGCAUCCUCAUCUAAAUCUGAGACAGAAGAGGAAGAAAAAAAGGAUGAAUCUACAUUAAGUGAAAGAUUACAACUGGAUGAACUAUGGGAAAUACUAGGAGCAUGUUUAAAAGAAUUAUCUAAAAGUCAUGACCAACAUGCUGUGCUUGUACUGCAGCCCGCUGUUGAAGCCUUUUUCCUCGUUCAUUCAUCCGAAACGUCGCAGUCAAGUGCACGCAGAGGUGGGGGAGGAGCAGAGACGGAAACAAGAGAAUCCCAACUUGCUCACAUCAAUGAACAACCCCCUGUAUCACCUGGACAACCAACAGGGAGCACAUCUGAAUCCUCUUCCUCCCUUUCAUCCCAAUCCUCUUUAAUUGAUGCCAGUAUGCCAAUAGACACACAAAAGUUCCUCAAAUUUGCCGAUACUCAUCGUACAGUGCUGAACCAAAUACUCCGACAAUCUACUGUCCCGUUAUCUGACGGUCCUUUUUCUGUGUUAGUUGACCACACGAGAGUGCUAGACUUCGAUGUCAAGCGUAGAUACUUCAGACAAGAAUUGGAGCGAACAGAGAACUCUCCCAUCCGUCGUGACGAUGUUGCUAUCCGUGUCCAGCGUGAUCAUCUAUUUGAAGAUUCCUUCCGUGAGCUUCACAGGAGGACUCCUGCCGAGCUCCGAUCCCGUCUCUAUGUUGUCUUUGAUGGGGAAGAUGGACAGGAUGCGGGCGGGGUCCUCCGGGAGUGGUAUUUGGUGAUCUCGAGAGAAAUUUUUAAUCCGAUGUACGCUCUCUUCCGCACAUCACCUGGUGAUCAUGGGACGUACACGAUUAACCCACUUUCUUACAUCAACCCUAACCAUCUGUCAUAUUUCAAGUUUGUUGGUCGAAUCGUGGCAAAAGCAAUUUAUGACAACAAGCUACUGGAGUGUUACUUCACUCGAUCAUUCUAUAAACACAUCUUGGGCAAACCAGUAAAAUACACGGACAUGGAGGCAGACGAUUACGAGUUUUCACAAGGUUUGCGUUACUUGCUGGAACACGAUAUUACUUCGCUGGGAACCGAACUUUUCUUCAGUGUGGAGAUAGAGGAGUUUGGGAAGACGGAAGUCCGAGAUCUAAAGGAGAACGGUCGCAACCUCCCAGUGAGUGAGAAGAACAAGCGUGAGUACGCGCAUCUUGUGUGUCAGGAGAAGAUGACAGGAGCUAUCAAGAAGCAACUCGCAGCUUUUCUUGAAGGUUUUUACGAAAUAAUUCCGAAACGAUUGAUUUCAAUAUUCGACGAACAGGAACUUGAACUACUAAUAUCAGGUUUACCAAAUGUGGAUAUUGAUGAUUUGCGUCAAAACACCGAGUAUCACAAGUACCAACCAAACUCACCUCAAAUACAAUGGUUCUGGAGAGCCCUGCGUUCAUUUGACCAAGCUGAACGUGCCAAGUUCCUGCAGUUUGUAACAGGCACAUCUAAAGUUCCACUGCAAGGUUUCUCCACCUUAGAAGGCAUGACUGGCGUACAAAAGUUCCAAAUACACCGUGAUGACAGAUCCACUGCUCGUCUACCUUGCGCACAUACUUGCUUUAACCAGUUAGAUUUACCUGCGUAUGAGAACUACGACAAGCUUCGUGAACGACUUCUUCUUGCCAUCACCGAGUGCACAGAAGGUUUCGGACUCGCCUAAGCAUCCAAAGAGUUCCUGCGUUCCCAUGUCAAACUAGCUUCUGGUGCUAAUUGUACAGAUGUCACAGUUUAUGUUAUUACUUUGCAAACAAUUUCGAUAUUUGUUUAUUUGUUGCGCUGCUUUCCUAAAACCAAACUGGUCGGCUCCGUCACUUUCGCAUCUGUGAAAUAAACUUAAGAACACAAGAUCCGAAA
Molecule: messenger RNA, 13897 nt
Organism: Ciona intestinalis (vase tunicate)
Lineage: Eukaryota; Metazoa; Chordata; Ascidiacea; Phlebobranchia; Cionidae
Source: RefSeq, a predicted model, not a curated record